Messenger RNA from Pseudogymnoascus verrucosus, 1079 nucleotides. RefSeq lists its product as uncharacterized. The coding region runs from base 155 to 796 and encodes 213 amino acids. The record is from RefSeq and is a predicted model, not a curated record. NCBI's taxonomy places the organism in Eukaryota, Fungi, Ascomycota, Leotiomycetes, Thelebolales, Thelebolaceae. The transcript is spliced from 2 exons.
CCCCUCCAUCUCUUCCUUCCCUCCUUCUUCCACUCCACCACGCUCGCUCAGGCAGACAAAAAAUCAAUCAAUCGAUCAUCUCAAACAGAUCAUCAACUCACCGUCAAAGCCAAAAGCCAAGUCAAAUUCUUCUCACCUCAAAAAAAACUUCACCAUGCGCUUCUCACUCGCCCUCAUCGCUGCCGUCGCAGCAGCAACCUCCGUCGCCGCCCAGGACGUCGCGAGCAUCGUGUCCCAGAUCCCCUCGUGCGCGCUGACCUGCAUCGCCACCGCAUCCGCGGGACAGAACUGCGCCAUCACCGACUAUGCGUGCCAGUGCGGCAAGAUGUCUGCUAUCCAGACUUCGGCUACUCCUUGUGUCACCACCAAGUGCCAGGCUGCUGAUGCUAUUAAGGUCCUCUCCCUAACCGGCGAGCUCUGCAAAGUAGUCGGCUCUGGCUCCGGCUCCUCCUCCGCCGCAGCCGGCGGCGCAGUCACCACCCAAGCAGCAGGCGGUGCCGCAACCCCCACCACCCUCGUCACCGCGCCCUCCUCCGCCGACGAGGGAUCGUUCGGCGGUUCCUCCUUCCCCCCUACCUCUGCCGCCACCUCCGCCGCUGCCACAUCCGCCGCUGCCACCUCCGCCGUUGCCACCACCACCGGCGCCGCCGCCGGCACCAGCAGCGGAGCUCCACAGCAGGAGCCAACGGGCGCGUUCACCCAGACCCCGGCGCCGAAUGCGAGUGGUGCGGCUAGCAGGAUGGGAGGCAGCGGUGCGGCGGCGGCUGUUAUGGCUGUUGCGGCUAUGCUGUUGUAAGGAGCGGUCUGUUAGUGUUGGACUGCUUGGUGAGAAAGUCAGUGGAUGGGUGAUCUUGAGUGCGCGUUCGGGUUGCGCUUUCAGGAGUGCCUCAUCAGCGCGUCUCAGGUGAACUUUGUGAGUUGAACGGGGACGAAAGAAGGGGAAGAAGGGUGGAGGAGGUAAUUACGCGGAUGGAAGGGAGAAAAACCGAUAAAUUGGACCUGAUCUGAUUUUCGGAAGGGGUAGAAGCACGAGAGAGGCAACAUCAUACCAUUGUGUGUGUGCGUGUGCAAGUGGAUGG